Messenger RNA from Cryptomeria japonica (Japanese cedar), 1217 nucleotides. Its product is annotated as protein S40-6. The record is from RefSeq and is a predicted model, not a curated record. Bases 218 to 1021 code for a protein of 267 amino acids. Lineage: Eukaryota; Viridiplantae; Streptophyta; Pinopsida; Cupressales; Cupressaceae. The transcript has a single exon.
CCAAGGCUUGUGUUGGUAUGAAAGGUCUGGUUUUUCUGGUUGGGGUUUUGAUCUUCGGAUUGUGAAGAAUGGGGAGUUGCUGUAGCCGGCAGGGGAUUCGAUCCAGGCCGAGGGCUUUUAUUGCGUGGCUGUGGAAGCGAUCUGCCUCUGAAUCCACUGAACCGGGAAAUAUUUAUGUUAAGUUCUGAGAUCGGGCGUUUCUUCUGUUUUGCUUUAGAUGUCAGCUUUUUCUUUUAGUUUUUGCGACUUGCAGGGAUUCGAAACCAUGGCGUCGCAUUCCGGCCGCGAAGGUUUGCUUUCGAGAAGCCUGGCCGCGGUUUCGAAUCGCAUGGAGCGGCUUGUCGGCCUCAGCUCUCAUUAUUCUUUCGCAUCCGCCGGGGAAAAUUCCGAGGAGCUGAGGGAGGAAGACGUGUGGCUCGCCGGCGGCGCGGAUGAAGAUUUCGGCGACGAGAAGAAGAAGACGAAGAAUUAUUUCCAUUUACAGGAAGAUUUCGGCGACGAGAACAAGAAGGCGACGAAAUAUUUUCAUUUGCAGGAAGAAUUCGGCGACGAGAAGAAGAAGAUGAAGAAAUAUUUUCAUUCUGGCAAAAAUAGCGCUAGUAUUGUGAGGCUUAGCGACGGCCUAGGAAUUUCGGGGUUGUCUGUGGCGUUUGAGGACCCUGCGACUCGAUCCCGCGACGUGUCGUUCAUUAGCAGCUCGCGCGUCAUUCCUUGUGUUGAAACCCCCGAUGUGGAGGAAAAAGGUAUUCUUUACCAGUCCGCACCUGUGAAUGUGCCGGACUGGACCAAAAUACUGGGGAUUCACCAUCACCAUUCCGUCGACAGAAACAUCUUCACAGUGGACGACGAUGACAUGGACGAGGAGGAGAGGCUGCCUCCGCAUGAGUACCUUGCCAGAGAGCACGCCCGAAGCCACGUGGACGCCACGUCGGUUCUGGAAGGUGUCGGAAGAAAGCUUAAGGGCCGAGAUUUGAGCCGGGUUCGAAACGCAGUGUGGAAUCAAACAGGCUUCCUUGGCUGAUAUUCAAAUUACCAGCAAAAGAAUCUAGAAACCCUCAUCAGCUAAAUUUUUUACUAUUUUUUUUUCUGGUUCUGUAAUUGUUCUGUUACAGCUGAACAAGGUUAAAGAAUAUUUGUGUUGUUACAGAGAAUCAUAGAAACCAGUGUUUUUGCAUAGUGCGCUGAAGUAAAUGGAAAGUAGAUGUUUAGCUUCUGUC